AUGGCAGUUAGGGUUUUCUUUGUCUUUCUUCUUGUCCUCUCCUUGAGCGGACAAGGUUAUGCACAACCAUGUAGUCUAUCUUCCGUCAUAGUGGACAUAGCGAAGACCGGGCGGGUUGCGAAGGGAAGGCCAGAAUUCCAAGUGGCAGUAAACAACACAUGUAUAUGCACUCAAACUGAUCUGAUUCUAAGCUGCGAUGGGUUCACAAGUUAUGAGCCAUUGAAGCCUGAAGUUCUAAAGACAGUAGAUGGUGGAUGCUUGGUCAACGAUGGGGGACCAGUUUUUGGAGGGUAUCCAUUCAACUUCAGUUAUGUGGGGAAAUUACCACCCAAAAAAUUCACCCCUGUUAGCUCUCAGAUCAGCUGCUCCUGA
Rhododendron vialii is the source of this 372-nucleotide messenger RNA. RefSeq lists its product as uncharacterized. The coding region runs from base 1 to 372 and encodes 123 amino acids. The transcript has 2 exons. Gene Ontology annotation, biological process: cell fate determination. NCBI's taxonomy places the organism in Eukaryota, Viridiplantae, Streptophyta, Magnoliopsida, Ericales, Ericaceae. The record is from RefSeq and is a predicted model, not a curated record.